This is a messenger RNA of Papaver somniferum (opium poppy), 1517 nucleotides long. RefSeq names its product pentatricopeptide repeat-containing protein At5g09450, mitochondrial-like. Lineage: Eukaryota; Viridiplantae; Streptophyta; Magnoliopsida; Ranunculales; Papaveraceae. The record is from RefSeq and is a predicted model, not a curated record. Gene Ontology annotation, cellular component: mitochondrion. The coding region runs from base 62 to 1300 and encodes 412 amino acids. Gene Ontology annotation, molecular function: protein binding. The transcript has 2 exons.
GUGUGUAAGUUUCUAAACCCGGAGCUCUAUUUUGGAGACCGAGUUAGUAACUACUGCGGCUAUGGCGAUUCGUUCUUCUUCUUCUUCUUCUCUGUUGUCGAAUCUCAGAAAAUACCAAUCAAAAACCCCAUCCUUUCUCUCUUUUUCCAGAGCACCAUUCUCUUCAUCAUCAUCAGGAUCUAUAUCACCAAUAACCAAUCAUAUGGAAGAAGAAUCAGAGAAUCAGGAAAAUGAUGAUAAUCUCAAAACCAGAUUAUUCAAACUCAGAUUCCCUAAACGAAGUGCAACUACUGCUAUUCAAAAUUGGAUUAACGAAGGAAAUCAAGUCACACUUCCAGAAUUACGUCAACUCGCUAAGGAUCUCAACAAAUCUCAUCGAUUCAAACAUGCACUUGAGAUAUCGGAAUGGAUAGUUACUCAUAAAGAAUUUGAGUUAUCGGACACUGAUUACGCGACGAGGAUUAAUUUGAUGACGAAAGUGUUUGGAGUUGAUUCGGCUGAACGGUACUUUGAAGGGCUGCCUCAGGCUGCGAAAACUGGUGAGACUUAUACUGCAUUGCUGCAUUCUUAUGCUAGUGCGAAAUUGACUGACCGAGCCGAGAGUUUUUUUGAGAAGAUUCAGAGGGAGAAUGUUUGUGUGAGUGCACUUGCGUAUAAUGAGAUGAUGACACUUUAUGUAUCGGUAGGGCAAUUAGAGAAGGUUAGUUUGGUUAUUGAGGAGAUGAAGAGGCAGAAUGUUUCGCGUGAUCUUUAUAGUUAUAAUCUGUGGAUUAGUUCUUGUGCUGGUUGUAUGGAUAUUGAUAGUGUUAGGAGGAUUCUUGAUGAAAUGAGUUGUGAUUGUAACUCGAAAGAAGGGUGGGUACCGUAUAGGCAACUUACGGAGAUAUAUAUCAUUGUUAGUAAUCUUGUGAAUUCGGUGGAUGAGAAUUCAUUAGUUGAGGCUGAAAGAAAGAUAAGUCAAAGAGAAUGGAUAACAUAUGAUUUCCUGAUUAUACUUUAUACUGGUUUGAGAUACAAAGAGAGAAUUGAUGCGAUAUGGAAGUCGUUGAAAAUGACGGCUCAGAAAAUGACAAGCAGAAACUAUAUGUGUGUUCUUUCUUCGUAUGUGAUGCUUGGGGAGUUUGAAGAAGCUGGUGGAGUACUUGACGAGUGGAAGGAAUCUAAGUCUGUGGAUUUUGAUACGAAGCAAUGUAGGAAGCUUGUGGAUGCAUUUGCAGGGGUUGGUUUAGUGGAGAAAGCCGAGUUACUUCGUACCCUUAUGAUACGGAAAGAUUGCAACCCUGUAGAGGAGUCAGACUGAAGGUUAUAUUUGAUUCAAGUGUUGAGGACUGGAUUUCUUACAAGCGGUUUUAUGUCAUUUCAGUUAGACAAAAUGAAAAGUAGUUGUUACUGUGGGUUCAGUUGCCAUGGAACUAAUAGGGUUUGGCAUUAUUAACUUUUCAAUUCCUGUGCACCUUUACUUUCCUUGUUCAUGGAACUAGUAGAAAAUGAAAUCACAAAAUGAACUUAGUAUUGCA